ACGUGGUCACGUCUCACGUCAGUACGUCACAGCAACAUUAUUCCAAUGCGGCAAUGCAGCGGUAGUUGACUUGCGCUGUGAUGCCGUAACGAAGAGCCUUUGAAUUUAAUUUUUUAUACUAUUAUUAUUAUUUUAAUGUUAUCGAAACGUCAUUAUUUGUACGGCACGAUAAGUGGCAUAAGACUUAUACGAGUGGUACGACGACUACGACACCGUUUAGUGUUUACUCUGGUCACAUGAAAAUUAAUUAAUUAAACAUUCACACACAUGAACACGUUACCACAGUACCACUAUACCAUAGCCUAUAUAGAAACCUAUAAUCUUACGUCCUAUAACUACCUACAAUUUAAUAUAUUGAUUUAUAUUUUUUAUUAAACGUUACGGCGACCCUUCACUGUGCAUCGAAACAGAAACGUCAAACUCUAAUUCAAUCCAUUCGAGUAUAAUGUUCGCCGUUCGCAAUAUGUAGAUCAUGCUUAACUUGAUUUUAUGAUAAAUYUCUAGUGCUGAAGUAUAUUUGUUAUAUGAAGGUAUUUGAUCAUUAAUUAUUAAAGUACUGUAAGUUAACAAUAUAACAGCUAUGUUUUCUUCUCAAAUUUAUUCAAUACAUUAUUUGCUAGUCUAGAUAAAUAGGAUUUAAGAUGUCUGAAGAAGAAGACGAAGGAUGGAUGAAAGCGUUAGAAAAAGCACUUUGUGAAAAAGAUGAAUCCCCACUUAGUGACGAAUCAGAGCAUUUUACUGUAAUUGCUAAUGAAUGUAGGGGUCAGAUGUGGCGUCAGUUACUGACUCGUGAUGAUGAUACUAUUCAAACUUUGUUAGAUGAGAGACCAAUUAUAAAAAACAUAGAACAGUUAGAGGUUGACUGUCAAAUGUUAAUUGCUUCUUUAGAAAUUGAAGAUGAAGAUGAAAAAUUAAACUGUUUGUCAGACACUGAAGCUAUAUUGCUAACAAUGUGUAAAAUAUAUAAUACAGAUACAUAUGAUAUAAGUAAGAGAUGGUCAUCAAUAAUUCGGCCAAUUAUAUCAUUAAARCUACCACGAAUUGAUACUUAUACCAUGUUCCGUGCGAUUGAUGAAGAGUACUUAGCUAAACAUCAAGACUGUUACCAUUUAAUAAGGAUAUUAUUAUUAUAUCAUGAUCCAGAAUUGUGUAACUUACUAGAUUCUUUGAAAUUGGGACCAGAACUUUAUAGUGACUCAUGGAUACAGACUUUAUUUUCGGAAACAUGUUCUUUAGAAGUAAUUUUAACUAUUUGGGAUUUAUACUUAGCAAAAAAGGACAGGUUUUUUAUAUUUUUCUUGGCUUUAGUAUUCAUCAUUAAUGCAAGGGAUCAUAUAUUUUCAUUAAAACAUCAACCCAAAACACAACUGAUUGAAAUUCUUGGGAAUUUGCCAUCGCAAUUGGCUAUAGAUGAUAUAAGUGAUUUUUGGUCUUUGGCAGAAUAUUAUGAUAAACAAACACCUUCAUCUUUUAUAAAAGAUGUUGCUGGUUAUAUUUUUGACCCAAAGCUGCAAGAUAAAGGAAUUUCACAAAUGUUAUGCCUUCCAAUCAGUGUAACUGAAUUAGUAUCUCAUACAAACAAAACAGUGACAAACAGCUUGAAAUUUUUCGUUAUGGAUUGCCGACCCGCUGAACAAUACAAUGCUGGACAUUUGCCUAUUGCCUUUCCAUUGGAUAGUACUUUACUUUUAGAAGAUCCUGAUUCUUUUUGGAUUGCGGUUGAAGGGUUAUUAUCAUGUCAAAAGCAGAGCUUUGUUGAGGGCCGUUCAGGGGGAGGAGAACAUUGGUGUUUUUCAGGUUGUGGUAGUGGUUUAGAUGCUAACCAAAACACUCAUAUGGUUGUUUCAGCUUUUCUACAAAAACAUUCACUCUAUGUUUCCAUGUUAAAUGGUGGCUAUCAAGCACUUCAUGACUAUUUUGAAAAAAACAAUAUUGAUGGCCUGAGUGAUCAUGAUCGUAAUAGAUGUUCACAGUGUCUAUGUAGUCCACAUAAAAAUAAAGAACGAUUAACUCAUACAAAUUCAACUAAUGAAUUGUUUUCUAAGCUUGGUGUGGCAAUGAGAUCAAAAUCAUUUGAAGUCAAAGGUAAAUUAAUGGAUUUUUUAUCAAGUAAUAACAAUAGUACAAAGAAUGAAAAAACAAAUGGAGGUAGCAAAAGAUACAGAAAUAUGGCGCCAGUUUUUGCUAUAGACGAAGAUGAUAAUAAUCAAGAAUCAGAAGAUGAAUUGUAUGAUGGAGCUCAUAAUAAUAAUUUGUCAAUGCUAUUAAAUAAAUCCAAUGUAAUUGCAUCAUUUGAUUGCCAGCAUAUCAGAAAUGAUGGAACAUUAAUUCCAGGAAAAUUGGUGUUGACAAAAAAUAACCUUAUAAUAGUCGAAGUAGAAUCAAAAGAUCCUAGUAAAAUUUGUUCAUUGGUAAAUCAUUCAUUGGGAACUAUUUUGAAUAUUAAAUGUCGCAAAAAACGACCGGAUUUGAUUAUUUUUGAAUAUUCUGGAGCAGAAAAGGAUAUAGACAGGUUCUUAAUACCACAAUCACAAAAAGCUACUGAUGUAAUAAGUAAACAAAUAAUGGAUUUCAUUGAACGUGAUGAAAGCUGAUCAAUUGUGUAUAACUUGCUUUAACAAUAGAUUACAUCAAAAACAAUAUUCACUAGUUCAUUACAUAUUACAUCAUACAAAUAAUAACAAUUUUAUGAAUGUAUUGCUUUAAUAAAACCCAACUAAAAUUGCUCAUUAAUUAAUAUGUAAAUAUGUGUAGCAAAAAAAAUCUAUUCAAGUGGAAGAAAACCUAAUUGUUACAAAUUCUGUUUUGCGUGUUGGAAAAUGCAAUAUUUUUUACUUAAUGGCUGUCUUUAAAUGCCAUAUUAAUGUUACAGUUAAUAUUAAUAUUUACAGUUCAUUUUUCUUAACUUUCUUGAAAUAUGUUAUCAUUUAUUUGUUUUCUGUUUAAUUUAACUAGAUGUGUAAGAAUUUUUAAUAUUGUUAUUUUAUUUUACAUAAUGUUUCAUUUAUAUUAAGUUUUUGCAAUUAUAAAAAAUCCUUAUUCUCAUAACUUUUAAACAAUCUAUAAAUAAAGUGCAUUGUUUAUCAUUUUCAUAUUCUUCACUUGUUUAUCUUUAAGGAGUAAGGACUAAUUAUUAAAUCUAUUAAUUUAAAGUGCAACUGAUGAAGUAUUACAGCUAUGAGUUAUGACCAAAUUAACGCAUAUUAUAUCAUUAUAAAAAAAUAAAAUAMUUUUUCAAUUUUUAACUUAUAUUGAUAUUUAUUUUUGUU
Molecule: messenger RNA, 3269 nt
Organism: Diuraphis noxia (Russian wheat aphid)
Lineage: Eukaryota; Metazoa; Arthropoda; Insecta; Hemiptera; Aphididae
Gene: TBC1D23
Product: TBC1 domain family member 23
Biological process (GO): retrograde transport, endosome to Golgi
Cellular component (GO): trans-Golgi network
Source: RefSeq, a predicted model, not a curated record